AUGAACUUAAUCGACUUACUUCUAUACCUAACUUCUGAAGGAUCAGACUUUCAUAGGCUUGGGAACCCUACGCAGCAAGAGAAUAUAUAUCUAGAGAGACUGGGGGGUAUUGGUGUAAACAAAAACUCCCUUCUCACAAAUGGUCUAGACAUGAGAGACAACUCAAGUACAAAUGGUGAUACUCAGCAUCUCAGCUGGACUGUCAGAACCUUAUCUCAGUCAACUGUAGCAGUUUUCCACUGCAUUAACAAGGGAAGAUGA
Arabidopsis thaliana (thale cress) is the source of this 261-nucleotide messenger RNA. RefSeq lists its product as uncharacterized. The coding region runs from base 1 to 261 and encodes 86 amino acids. NCBI's taxonomy places the organism in Eukaryota, Viridiplantae, Streptophyta, Magnoliopsida, Brassicales, Brassicaceae. The record is from RefSeq and is marked reviewed. The transcript is spliced from 3 exons.